AAAGUGUCCAACUAGGGUUCUCAGCCCAAACCCCAUCUCUCCGCAACUCAAAUCUCUCUCUCUCUCUCCCCCCUCCAAUGGCGGCCAUAACCCGCCUGGCAAGGUCGUCCUCUUCCAUUUCUUACUUGAGAAGAUGCUUAUCUUCAGCCAUUUCAUCAGAAACCAAUCCUCUUUUUACAAGCCGCAAAGAUCCCAAGGACAGAAAUGUCCAAUGGGUGUUUCUCGGCUGCCCGGGCGUGGGCAAGGGCACCUACGCCAGCCGCCUCUGUAAGCUCCUCGGCGUUCCCCACAUCGCCACCGGCGAUCUCGUCCGCGAAGAGCUCGCCUCCUCAGGGCCCCUCUCUCAACAGCUAUCGGAGAUUGUGAACCAAGGUAAAUUGGUCUCAGAUGAAAUCAUAAUAAGCUUAUUGUCAAAAAGACUGGAGUCUGGAGAAGCUAAAGGUGAUUCAGGAUUUAUUCUUGAUGGUUUUCCUCGAACAAUAAAUCAAGCGGAAAUAUUGGAAGGGGUGACCGACAUUGACUUGGUGGUCAAUCUGAAGCUCCAGGAAAAUGUUUUGCUUGAGAAAUGUCUUGGAAGAAGAAUUUGCAGCGAAUGUGGGAAAAAUUUCAAUCUGGCAUCCAUCAAUGUCAAGGGUGAAAAUGGGAAUCCUGGUAUUAGCAUGGCUCCACUUCUUCCCCCACCACAUUGCACAUCAAAGCUUAUUACUCGGUCAGAUGAUACUGAAACAGUUGUAAAAGAACGGCUUCGUGUAUACAGUGAAAAGAGUCAGCCUGUGGAGGAAUUUUAUCGUAGUCGAGGAAAAUUAUUGGAGUUUGAUCUGCCUGGAGGGAUCCCACAGUCCUGGCCGAAAUUGUUGGAAGCUCUUAAUCUUGAUGAUUAUGAGGAGAAGCAGUCUGCUGCAGCAUAAGCUAUUUCACCAUACCUCUGAAGGUAUGUUAUUCUUUGCAUGUAAGGUGCAUGCCCGUGAUUUUUCUGUUGAGGGGAGGGGAAAAGGAUGAGAAAGAACAUUUUUUUUCUCCUUUUUGAAAAUAAAAAAACUUGAAAUCUGUGUAGUAAUUUGAUCUCUAUCAGAUGCCUGGAUAGGGUUUUUUUUUUUUUUUUUUUGGUUUUAGAUGAAGAGGUUUCUGGUGUGUUAUUGUGUAAGAGGAGAGAGAGAGAGAGAGAGAGAGAGAGAGAGAGAGAGAGAGAGAGAGAGAGAGAGAGAGAGAGAGAGAGAGAGAGAGAGAGAGAGAGAGAGAGAGUAUUUGUUACUGUAUUAUUUGAGGGAUGGUUUUGUUUUAGGAAGCAAAUUUUUUUUUUUUUUUGAUAAGUUGUUUUAGGAAGCAAUUAUAUGGCAGCAAUAAGCUUCUUCAACGGUGGAAGCUGAUAUAUUGAUACUGUAUUGUUGUAACUUAUGAUUAAUGAUUUACUUGACAAUCUGAAGUUCCUGACAAACGCAAUCUUUUUUUAUAUUGAUUUCAAAAUGAUACCAGAUCUCAUCUUUCUUA
Molecule: messenger RNA, 1488 nt
Organism: Alnus glutinosa
Lineage: Eukaryota; Viridiplantae; Streptophyta; Magnoliopsida; Fagales; Betulaceae
Product: adenylate kinase 1, chloroplastic
Exons: 4
Coding region: 78-908 (276 amino acids)
Biological process (GO): nucleobase-containing compound metabolic process
Cellular component (GO): cytoplasm; mitochondrion
Molecular function (GO): ATP binding; AMP kinase activity
Source: RefSeq, a predicted model, not a curated record